Rhodofomes roseus is the source of this 1330-nucleotide messenger RNA. RefSeq lists its product as uncharacterized. Bases 87 to 1127 code for a protein of 346 amino acids. The transcript is spliced from 11 exons. Gene Ontology annotation, molecular function: oxidoreductase activity, acting on the CH-CH group of donors, NAD or NADP as acceptor. Lineage: Eukaryota; Fungi; Basidiomycota; Agaricomycetes; Polyporales; Fomitopsidaceae. The record is from RefSeq and is a predicted model, not a curated record.
AGCUGCGACGCAUAAGAGGACUCAGUGCGUGCCAGAACUCUGCUUCUAUAAGUAGGUGUCUUGCUAGUACACCGUGAACCUCGAUCAUGGCCCCCGUACGGAAUAGCCGUGUCAUCUUCAACGAGAUCCCGUCAGGGUAUCCAGAGCCCGGAAAGACUGUCGUAUACGAUGUCUCUCCAAAGAUCGAUCCCUAUGCCGUCCCGCUGAAUGGCGGCUUCCUCGUCAAGAUCCUUGUUCUCUCCAUCGACCCGUACAUGAGAGGAAGGAUGCGGGAUCCGUCCAUCGAGAGCUACCAGCCAGCAUUCCCGUUAGGCCAACCAAUAGACAACUUCGGAGUGGGUCUUGUCGUUCGCUCCGAGAACCCCGCGAUCAAAGUCGGCCAACACCUCUACGGGUUCUACGACUUCCAAGAGUAUUCUGUCUAUAGAGACCUGACCGAGUUGAGACGGGCGCGUGUUCUGGAUAAUGAGCAAACCCUACCUUGGUCCGCCUAUCUCGGUGUAUGCGGCAUGCCCGGGCAGACUGCAUUCUAUGCAUGGAAUGAGUUCUCACGUGCAAAGAAGGGCGAUGUCGUGUUCGUCACUGCCGGCGCUGGGCCGGUUGGCUCGACCGUUAUCCAGCUCGCUAAGCAGGCGGGAUGCAAGGUGAUCGCGUCGGCUGGUUCCGAGGAGAAGAUCGCAUUCCUCAAGUCCAUCGGAACGGACGUCGCCUUCAAUUACAAGACAGAGAAGACGCUCGAUGUUCUUCUGAGAGAAGGGCCGAUCAACAUAUAUUGGGACAAUGUCGGCGGGGAGAGCCUUGAAGCUGCGCUUGAAGCCGCUGCGUGGCACGCUCGCUUCAUUAUGUGCGGCAUGAUCUCCUCGUACAACAGCGUGGACGACCACCCCGUCAAGAACCUCUCCCAGAUCUUUGCGAAGAGCCUCACGCUGCACGGCUUCACCGUCGCGGUCUUGCACGACAAGUACGUCGACCGGUUCUACGCGGAGGUGCCUCGGAUGGUCGCGGAGGGGAAGAUCAGGUUCAAGGAGGACGUCAGCCGCGGGUUGGAGAGCGCGGGCGAGGCGAUUUUGGAGGUACAGAAGGGGAGGAAUAAGGGGAAGAUGGUCAUCCUCGUUGCGGAGGAGUAGGAUGAGUCACGCAAGUGAGAAUGUAUAGGUCGGUAAGUUGUUCACUUCCUAGAUGUAUUUUAGUGCACGCGUUUGUGAAUAACGCGCUACCCUUUGACCAAGACUGGCCGUUUCCCCUUGCCAGUUUCUCAUCGUGCUGCAGCAAGUGCACCGUUCUGGCUGCAGCGAUGUGGAGUACUUCUGCGAACUCGGUGAGAGCUCCU